Pocillopora meandrina is the source of this 23668-nucleotide messenger RNA. Lineage: Eukaryota; Metazoa; Cnidaria; Anthozoa; Scleractinia; Pocilloporidae. The record is from the annotation of a GenBank genome assembly.
AUGGCAUCACUUGGCAUGGACAGGGACGUUGGGAGACUCACGUGCUCAGAAGGUGUCUCUGUACAAUAUGGACCGAAAGAUAAAUCAAAACCAUCAAUGAAGGCAAGUAUGACUCAGUUAAACAAGCAUUUCAUAAUCUUACCUUGAUUCAUCAGCGCUGAUUUAUAAAAUAUAAUGUGUAUUUUCUCUAAGGCUAGUGUUUACAUUUCUCUUGAAGCUACAAGUAAAAUGAAUUAUGUGUGUUUGUUCAGCUUUUCGAUCGGCCGAUGAAUUACUUACUUAUUUGCAAGUUUAAUUAGCGAAACGGCAAACUUAUUUUCAGUCAGCAACGAAUCGCAAAAUUAUCUUACAUAUUGCGUGGUUAAGAGUUUGAGUUUUAUCGUCUGAAUAUUGAUCAUUUUAAGGUAAUUGCUGUUGUAUCUGUUUAUCAGUUGUGGUCGCUGAGGUCUCAUUGUUAGUACUCAGUUGUUACGGGCCGGAAAAUAUUUACCCUCUAAUGAUUUGCCCGGGCAAAGCAUAGAGCAAAGACGAAACUCUUUUCGUCCCUCUCCGAGGCUUGUUUUUUUGUAGAGUGCAGUCUUUCAUGGCUGUAGUUUUCAGCCGAUACAGAGCAUUUAGCCGCUGAAUUAGAUUUCAGCUAAUGAUGCAAUGUUCUGCUGCGAUAGUGUCGAUUGUUUUGCUUAGAAAUGACAUUAUCAUGUUACCUUCGACUCGAUCUGUCGUUUUGUUUUUUUUAAAUCUGCCAUUUCAAAGACGUUUUAAGUGUGAUUACUUUCCAAUUGUCAUCUCUACGAGGCACAGUUCACGGAUUUCGUGCGAAACUUUGGCAAAGCUUGUGCCUAGUUUUUCGAUGCGAUGAAUCUGCUUUACAGGAAUUUUCGCAUAUGAAACGGAAGAAAUGACGGAAGAACCUGAAGAUUUGUCAGAAUUAAAAUUCCUCCCCAAAACCAGGAAAAAAUAAAUCGAAUGGCCUCUGAUCAAUUUGUUGUCUUACAUGUUUAGGAAGUUAUAAUUGUGAAUCACUUAAAACGAUUACAAUAUUACACAAAGGAAGAAGACGCGAAGACGAACAACUUGUUAAACAUUCCGAAUUUUUUUCCAAAGGAAAAAUUAUGUCAACAAAAUUAUUCAUUAACUUUCACGUGAGUUUUCAUGCGAUUGAUGGAAAAAAACACAUAACAACCUUAACAAUCUACUCUCCCGAUCGAUGGCAAUUUAAUUGGAAAACUCGUAUUAGAUACGUAUCAAGGCACAAUUAUCUUAUGGAGAGCUUUCAGUAUUGGAGAGACUUUUUGACUGAAAGGUUUCAAAAGGUUAGUAGGAGCGUUUUCCCAAUUUUCAUAGAUUUGGUAAUUUUUUUAAGUUAACUAGGUUAUUUUGACCUAAAAAUUGCUUUCUUCAUCUGAUUUUUAUCAUUAAAACUGAUCCAAUCAAUCUAUCAUCAUUUUUAAUAUCGUAUACACUGUGCUGUGUUGUGAUCAAUCGUUUUCGUGAGUUCAUUUUCACAUGAAGUGCAAUCGUCUGUCUCACGAUGUAAUCACUUUGGAUGUAAAUCAUAACAUUGCGUGAUGCAUGUUAGGGUCACGAAAAUUAUGCUAUGAAAUUUAAGCAUUGUGCAGAUGAUCGUCACCCUGAAAACAAGGUAUUAUGCCGAAAUUAUACUCAAAACUUCUCUUGACGCUCAAUUUGAUAAUUCAGACUAAUAGCUUUUAAAAGCCCUUCAACCUUCCUCCUUCGUUUCUAUCAUCAAGAGAAUUUUUAAGAAGUUUUAGUCAUUAUGCCUGCAUUAUGCUCGAUGCUCUGGCUACAGCAUUAUGCACAAAGUUAUGCCGGCAUAAUUCAUCUCAUCCUCGUGCGAGUCUUUUUCAUGCGAUGUAAAGGUACGCGUUGUUUUAAUCAACCUUUCUGCUCUGAUGUUAAUGGUAGGAAUUCCACAGCUGUAAUUGGUGCAUUUCCACGAGAUGUUCCCUCCGCGGUACUCUUUCGAGCGGCCCUCCAGCUAGUGAGUCUUGGUGAUCUUCGGCAUCCAUGCUUGUGUGAUUUCUUGUCUACAGUCCCUGUUGAUGUUGUUAUGGCGAAGUCGAAUAUCUCUGUCAUGCUCCUUAACCUGCACAGGUCUACCAGUCUCGCCGGUGUAAACUUUAAUACUUUACAUGGGAAUCCUGUAAACCACGCCAUCUUGUUUUUCCUUGUCAAAUGACCUGCAGUUUAUAAAUUUGUUUUGUUUUCGGGCGUUUAAGUUUCAUCUCAGAAGAUGAUCUGAUGCAUCUCACAUUUUAGACACGCAUCUUCUGCAUCUUAUUUCCAGUGGUAAAUAGUUUCUUAAAACAAUUCAUAAUGAUUUAACUUUAACUCUCUUUUUUUCCAACUUGUAACAGCCUCCACAUAGAAAAGACUCCUGGAUUUACAGAACAUUUAAGAAAAGAUCUUGCGUUCAAUUUAUUCCCUCGGGGAAGGAGACAAGACGGUAAGUAACACAUCAGCAUGAUAGCGGAGCUCGCAGAGCGUAGCCCCAUAAUUAUAAAAAAUGGUAAUAACCCACCAAGCCGAAAAAAAUUGGAUGUACGACCGUACGACCGUACGACCGUACAAGGUGCUACUUUUAACAUGCGUGGUCAACUGUACCGCGGGCACGCCAACGCCAAGGCUUUGUUCAGUAGUCCAGUGGUCGGUGCACUGGGCUCCGAGUCGGACGACCUGGGUUCUAGUCCUGGCCGGGGCAAGGCGUUGUGCACUUGAGACGUGCGGAGAAAAAAAAAUGCGAGCUCCGCUUUUAGGCUUGGCUAAAUCUAUAUAUUACGUCAGUGCAGUAUAUACCGUAAGAAAGCCUUUGAAUGGUUGCAACAUAGUUUCAUAACAGUUUCUAAACCGAUCCUUCAAAGGAGUUGUGCGCCAUCAGCCGCGAGUAUCGUUACAUAAAUUUUCGUCUCUAUAGUUGCUGCUGCGGUCGUCUGGACAAAGAUCAUCAAGGUGAGGCUACCUGCGGGAUUCCAGGCGGUGAUGUGAAGUGGAGCGUGACAAGCCAUACAGAAGAACAACCAACGAACGCUUAUGGUGAAGUGGAAUUCACAGGAGCUGGGUUAGCAAGCAGAGCUAAGGUCAGUGUUUAAUCAAGCAAUAGAACACAGGUUUUAUGAUGUGAUAAGGCCACGCGGGAUAUUUGGAGAACACGAGAAAAAAUUGGCAAUCACGAACCGUUGUGUACUUAAUAGCCAGAUACAGCACAGGUUUGGAAAACAGAUUGACCAAUCAGAUGAAGCGAGCUCUGUACAACUAUGUUAUCAAAGAAGGUAUUCCGUAAACCCUUAAGCUCACAAAGUGCGCUUUUCAACAGGAUAAAAUGCAACCAUCCGUAAAAUAUAUUAUCUUCAAAUUUUCUCAAUUUCUUUUGAUAGUUUAUUCGUAUCGCUCAUGACACUGAUCCAGAGAAGGUUCUUUGCCUCUUGAGAGAAGAAUGGAGACUAGAUUUGCCCAAACUGCUCAUCUCUGUCACCGGCGGAGCUAAGAACUUUGUUCUACAUCCCAAGUUAAAGCACGUGUUACGGCAAGGAUUGCUGAAGGUAUUUUUUUUUUUGAAGUAAAGUGUUAUUCGUUGUUUUCAAAUGUGACGAGCAUUCUGCCAACCCCUUGGAUAAGCAAUGUUAAAAGCAACCUUUGUGUGUCACAUAUGAACCAAGCAUGGGGGCUCGGAACUUCUGCUUUUUCCUACGUUCGUGAGCUUUCAACUCGCGAGGAGAGGGGAAAGGUGGGGCUAGGGGCUCAGAACUUUUGCUCUUUCCUACCUUCGUGAGCUACCAAACAGCUUGCUCUUUCCCACCUUCGUGAGCUACCAACCAGCGAGGAGAGGGGGAGGGUGGGGCUAGGGACUCAGAACUUUUGCUUUUUCCUACUUUCGUGAGCUACCAACCAGCGAGGAGAGGGGAAGGGUGGGGCUAAGGACUCAGAACUUUUGCUUUUUCCUACCUUCGUGAGCUACCAAUCAGCGAGGAGAAGGGAGGGGUGGGGCUAGGGACUCAGAACUUUUGCUUUUUUCUACCUUCGUGAGCUUCCAAUUCGCGAGGAGAGGGGGAUGGUGGGGCUAGGGCCUCAGAACUUUGCUUUCUCCUACGUUCGUGAGAGAUGAUUAAAGCCUUCAUUCUUCAUAAAAUUAUUUUGACGAGGAGCUCGAACCUCAUCAUCUUAAUUUAAUUUAUUUUACUUGUAAUAAUAAAGCGAGAAAAGUAGGAUGACCGGGCCCUUGAGCAUUAGAAAGCUCGGGAGAGGAGCAACGCCAUGUUGUUGUUGUUGUUGUUGUUUUUUUUGGGGGGAGGGGGGGGAAAAGGUGGGAGAGAGCUCGAUUUGAACGUUUUCUUUCUAUUGUAAUAUCUUAUUUUGAUCAAAAUGGCCUUUUUGGGGGAGGGGGAGAGAGCUCGAUUUGAACGUUUUCUUUCUAUUGUAAUAUCUUAUUUUGAUCAAAAUGGCCUUUUGGGGGAAGGUGGGAGAGCUCGAUUUGAAGGUUUUCUUUCUAUUGUAAUAUCUUAUUUUGAUCAAAAUGGCCUUUUGGGGGGGGGUGGGAGAGAGCUCGAUUUGAAGGUUUUCUUUCUAUUGUAAUAUCUUAUUUUGAUCAAAAUGGCCUUUUGGGGGGGGAAGGUGGGAGAGAGCUCGAUUUGAAGGUUUUCUUUCUAUUGUAAUAUCUUAUUUUGAUCAAAAUGGCCUUUUGGGGGGGGAGAUGGGAGAGAGCUCAAUUUGAAAAAUGGUUUUCUUUCUUUUCUUUCUAUUGUAAUAUCUUAUUUUGAUCAAAAUGGCCUUUUGGGGGAGGGGAGGUGGGAGAGAGCUCAAUUUGAACGUUUUCUUUUUAUUGUAAUAUCUUAUUUUGAUCAAAAUGGCCUUUUGGAGGAGGGGAGGUGGGAGAGAGCUCGAUUUGAACGUUUUCUUUCUAUUUUAAUAUUGUAUCAAUUUAAGUCAAAAAUUUAUCUCUAAUACCAACAUCAAGGAGGAAAUAUGUAGUAAGAAUAUUUGAUUUGAUGUUACAAGAGGUUUCACAGAAAAAAAAAAUGUUUAUAAAGGGGGGGAAGGUGGGAGAGAGCUCGAUUUGAAGGUUUUCUUUCUAGUAUAAUAUCUUAUUUUGAUCAAAAUCGCCUUUGUAUACUGACGGUUUAGUCCUCUCAUAGUCGACAAACUGAAUUUUAAUACCUGUUUCAAAUCAUUUUGCUACUUUUCUUUACAUACUCUACUACUGAGUUUUCUGUCUUAUUUGUUUUUUUCAGUAACUUUAGUGGUUGCUUAUAUUACGGACAAAUCAUUUGACAGUUGCUAACAAUGUUCCACAGGCAGCCCAGACCACAGGUGCAUGGAUCAUCACAGGUGGAACAAACACUGGCGUGAUGCGUCACGUUGGGGAAGCAGUAAAAGGUCACACAGUCAUGUCACGUGGGGCACCGCUGUCGAAAGACAAAGCAUCUCAGCUUCAUCUUAUAGGAAUUGCUACCUGGGGGAUUGUGGAUCACAGAGAGGAUUUGAUCAACAGCCAGGUAGGACUCUUCUUCUUGGCCUAAACCAAAUAGUUCUCACUUUUUACUGAAACUCCUAUCAGAGAAAGGAAGAGCAGCUUUGGAGUUUUUUCCAGUUUCUGUACAAUACAUCGUUUGUUUCUGCACUCCCUCCCCCCCCCAUCUCCCCCUCCUGAGUUUUGCUGAUCUUUGUGACCAGGAGCCCAUCUUCUGCUUGUAGUCAUCGCUACUCAACGGUUGGCAGUAGCAUAAUGAAAUUAAGUGUCUAAAGAUUCUCGUCAAGGAACAAUAUUAAAUGACCCGACCAGGUUUGGAGCCCAUCCUGGGAUAUCGCAGGUUAACCACUGCUCAGUUUUCUCUCCUCAAAAGGUAAAAACUUAAAAUCCACGAGAAGCUAAUGCAUGCGCACUGACCACAAUAGAGCGGUUUUCUUUUUGCUCACAGGGAGUUGUCACGUAUCACAUGACUCCUAGCCUACUGUCAGAGGGAGCGUGUCUGGAUAACAACCAUUCGCACUUCAUCCUGGUGGACGAUGGGACGGUGGGAAAGUAUGGAGGAGAAAUCCCUUUCCGGGCAAGUCUUCAGAAUUGUAUAACAACAAAAAAAAUUGCAAAAAGUGAGUGUGUUCUUGAAAUGUUACCUAGCUGCCAUUGUCCUGUAUUAGUUUCUCACGUGACAUAGUAUAUACAGGCGAGAGUCACUGAUGUGUUAUAAUCGUAUGCCCAAAUACUCCAAGGGAUAAAAAGAACUAGUCGCAGUUUACGUAUCGGUAGUUCUCAAUCCAUGUUUAAAAUCUUCUCCAGCCUUAACACCAUCGUUUAUCCCUAGUUUAAUUUUGUUUGUUUCGUUUUUUCUAUCGUACCAAAUUGAGAUUGUUUAGUUUCCAUCAAAUUCUUUGUAGUUUUGUAAGGCUCAAAAAUUAACUCUAAAUAUCACGAAGGACGGAUUAAAUUCAGGUGCAAAUGAUCUGUGGUAGAACUUCCAACCUUUGCACCGUAGGCCACUGGUUAAACUCUGCGAGGAACUCUAACUCAUGUUUUUUCCUUCUCUCGCGCUCUUUUGCUUUAUCGAGGGAGCUAGAAAUGUGUCAUAUUCUGGCAUUAGUUUUGUCUGGGACAUGGCUAAUACCACUGCUUUUUUUAAUGUUUUCAGGUAAAUCUCAUGGAAUCCCGGUGGUUCUUCUCGUUCUCGAGGGAGGACCAAACACAAUCCAAACAGUGUUGGAAUCUGUCACGAGCAACCCAGCCGUGCCCGUCGUCAUUGCCGAGGGCAGCGGACGAGCUGCUGACAUCUUAGUGCAUGCUCAUGGGAUUGUCACUUCGAAUGACGGGUGCGUAUUAGAGUUCGAUUGGUUUACUUUCGUAUAGGAAAUGUAUAAAGUUAAAGUGGUUUGAGAGAAGUUGCGGAUGAGGAGUGUAGGUACAGGGGGUUUGGACCCUAUCAAUCAGACCAAAAUUUUGGACACCCCAUCAAAAUUUCCUAGAUCCAUCCUUGAAGUGGUGAUACCAGCCAGAAAUUUAGCAACAUUUUUUAGUAUUUUUUCAGACUACUGAAACAUUUUGUUGAUUUGUUAUAUGAAACUACAGAAAACUCCAUAAUUAUCUCGCUGAAUCACGAUCUCAACACAUGUAAUAGUUCUAAAUGGAGUGUUGUUUGUCAGAGAGCACGACGACAUAUUUGAAGAAUUUUAUAACGAGUCCUGCUUGUGGCUGAGGAGGGGCUGGUAGCUCGAUCUGAUAUUACCUUUCGAACAAAGCUAAAAUUAACAAACCCAAAAUAUGAGAAAACACCCUUUAUAUCUUAAGGUGGACUCAAAUGGUGAAAUACCACCAUUUCUGAGGAAAAAAACAUUAUCAUCCCUUAUUCUCGACAGAACUGAUAUGGAGGACAUGUCUGAAGUGGUUGAACAUCAACAACUUCGUAUGAAGAUCCAGAAAGCCUUCCCAGAGUGCAACGAGGAGAAGUGCACUGCUCUUUAUCAUGACGUGCUCAAAUGCGUGGGAAAUAAGAGAUACGUAAGUCAUAAAGAGUGACAGAGACAAAGCCUUUCGAUCUGGGCUUGGUCAUUCAUUCAGUUUAGCUGCCCUGAGGUUAAAGCUAGUUUUCAAUCGUAGUUUUGUAGCUUUGCAAACAGUUUUCAAACAUCCAUUUUGCUGUCUUUCUUCAUGUCGUACGGUGUAUGAGGUAAAAGACCCACAAAAAUUUUCGCUGUAACUUUCGCGGCUAUUGCUUUAAGAAAAUGCAUGACAAUGUUGAGAAAUGAAUCCUGGAUCCUAACUAGCGUGGCGCCUUUCAAACAACUAGAACCAGGAGUCAUAUGCACUAGCCGCAAGACUACCGCGUCGUAUAGGAAGAGUAGCGUAAAGGGGGUAAGUUUCUAAAGAAAAUGUGGUGCUGCGUCGUUGGGAGAGUCUAAUAAGAUAAUUUGGUAUUAUCAACCGAGCUGAUAAUAUUAACUUAACGUAAGGGCUGGAACGAUUGAAAUUUAACGGCAAUCAAAGACACCUCAAAUCCACAUUUUGUUGGUUCUGCAGAUCUAUAAGUGUUCCUUAACCUUAGGGAUAUCACAAGGGAAUACAAUAUUUAGAAUAUGAGAAUCUUUAAAAAGUGCACGUGACCGAAACUCGGUAUCUCUAUUCCUUUCAUUUGUUGCAGAUUACAAUAUUUCGCAUGGACGAGGAUGGGAUUGACAUUGACAUAGCCAUACUUAAGGCUUUACUCAAAGGUUUGUUCAGAGGGAGACCAGGUAUCUUUGGUAUAAAAAUGACAUAGGAAGGAUGGAAAUUGGAGUGAGACCUUCUUGAAGAAUCCAUUCCCUUUACUUGUCAUAUUAAAAUUUGUGAACAUGGUAAACUAACGUCACUGCGCAUUUGCAAAGGCUGGUUCGGCUUUCGGUUGGUGCUUUCAAGCUGUUUGAAACACAAGCAACACUCUUGGUAAAACUUGAAAUAUAAUGAAGUAUAGAUAAUCAUCUAAGCUUCGAAAACUCCACCCUAAUUCCUUUUAGAAAUUGCUUUGAACGUUUCGAGUUUUUUGUAAAUUCUGCCUGGUAUGGCCCUUUUACUUGUGUACUUGAAGGCUAUGUUAACGUAAUGCAUUUGCAGCUCAACAUGCGUCUGCCGCUGACCAGUUGAGUUUGGCCUUAAUAUGGAACCGGGCCGAUAUCGCCAGUACUGAGAUCUUCAAAGAAGACCAAAAAUGGAAGGUAUGUCUGUUAAUAUAUAUAGAUAACAAAGAUGUCUUAAGCACUCGUUCUUAUCGGUGUAAAACCUAUUAUUUAUGAUACCCUUAAACCUUCAGAAAACUCAAACGCUUAGUGUGACUUCAAAAGAAGGGAUAUCGAGCCGACAGCGAGUGAUUAACAAACUUCUUUCGUGCUCUCUCUGCAAUUCCGUGGGUUAGGAUACCGAUAAAUGUAAAAAAAUUGCGGUGUACAUCGCAGUAUUUGGCAGAGGGUGAUAAAGGGCAGUUUUCGAAUUUCGUCUGAUUCGCUCAUCCAGAGAGUUUGAUUUUCAUUCUUUUCUAAUUCCAUUACAAAUAAGCGAGAAAAAAAAAGAAAAGUAUAAGAUGCGAGAUACCAUUCAAUAAAGUAUUAUGUGCGAAACGAGAUUGAAAAAUUGAAUUGUUGACCAAUAGAGUCUCGAUCUAGUUCAAUGAUUCACUUAUGCCGGACUAUAAAUGACAAAACAGACCAUUUGUAUCCUGCAAACAAAUGGACUUCAGUCUAUGAAGAAGACUUUUUUUCGGCACUUAAAUAGCACUAAACAUUUUACAUUUUGUAAUGUCAUACUUAGAUAAGAGGUGGGACACCCCUCCAUAUUAUCACACCGCGUUCCCGUGCAAAAAAGAUGCGCUCUCAUCCCCCGAAUGGAGGGCAUCCUUGACGAGGUCCUGCAUCUUUAUCCUCAACAUUUUUUCUUAACUUUUCUUACACAUUGCUAGAGCGAACUUUCCAUUAUUUCUAGAUGAAAUCUUUGGAGGAUGCAAUGAUGGAUGCCUUAGUCAACAACCGUGUCGAGUUUGUCAAACUUCUCUUGGAGAAUGGCGUCAGUAUGAGCAGAUUCUUGACAACAACUCGGCUGGAGGAGUUAUACAAGGCGGUAACUAGCAAACAAAUUCAACACAGAGGGCUUUGAGAUGCGAAUUGCUGGGGAAGGGGCGGGGGGACUGGGUGCCAUUUAGCAAUUCCCUUUGCCAAGAAAACCGAUAACCUAUAAUAAAAAACAACAUGGCAUAUUAUGUAGAAUCUCCUCCUCUCCUCACCCACGACCUUUCCAACUUUUUUUUCAUCAUGCUAGUUUCAGAUCUUUCUGUCAACUGACUUCUGUGCUCAAGUCCUCUGAUGAAAAGCCUUUUCAGAAAUUUCUCUCUCUCAUCGUCACUGAUUACUAAGACCUGAACUGAGCCUAGGAUUUUGUUUUGAACGUUUUUUGUUGGCGACGCCUGCCACACUCGUGCUGGCUUAAAACCAUCCAAGUACUGAGUGCGUACUCUAUACCGCACUUUAACAGGUGCUGCAAAAAAGGAUUGUCGACAAAGCAUAUUUACGUAAAAAGGCCUGUUAUUUCUGUACAUUCUUUGCUUAAUUGUUUUCCAGAGAUGGAGGUCGUCAUCCAGUGCUGUGUUGAGACAACUGAUCGGGAAUGGAAAGGUGAGGAAAGGUUAGGAAAGGUUCUGUAAACUGCAGCAAAUGUGUUGUCUUUUCGGCCUCGACAAAUUUUUUAAAGGAAACCUUUAAUUGGAAUUUCCAUUUUAACAACAGAUUUAUGUGUUAUAAACCAAAAUAAUGUUACUUUGACGACUCUCUGCGACGCUCUUUUAAGACCAAGAUGUCAUCCAUGGGCUAUAGAUCAGAGGUUUGCUUUUGGCAUGACUUGGUAACACAGUGGUCAAACGUCUGCGCAUAUGUAAACGUUGUGACGGGCUUUCAGGGUGUCAAAACCAGGUUGUAUUAUAAACAUCCACACAAGCGAGUAAGUCGCGGUGUAAGUCGCGUGCAAAAUUUUAGUGAAGUUAAAAAAAAUGGAAAAUCAGCAAAAAACCCGUAAUUGGAUAAGCUUUGUGCUCUGGAAGUGUCGAGAGUUCCAUAUCCCUACAAAUUAACCUUUUCAGAUUUACAGUGCUUUUCUGCAUAUUUGGUUUGACAGCAGUUGAUUCUUAUGUAUCCUUAGAAAUUUUGCGCGUGUAAUUGCGCAUGCCUUACGUCUGACCACUGUGUUUUAUUUGGUAUACAAGUUCUAUUCAGCAGUUCUUUGAAAUAGGCAAAACAUGACUGGGAUCAAAGACUAAAAAUUUGACAGAAUAAACAGUUUUUUUGUAAAGUUAAACUUUUCGUUUUAACCUAUACUCCUUAGAUCGACACUGAUCAUUUUGACUUGUCCGAUGUUGACAAUGUUAUUCGGCGACUAUUAGGAAUAGCUUACAAAGGACACAGAGAGAAGAACGCUAUAACAAAGGUAUUUGUCCACUUCGAUUCUAUGAGCCAUGUUCUUUCUGAAAGCGAUACACUUUCAUGCUAAAAGUAAUUGGGUAAAAUGUAGUUAUGGAAUACUAAAACUUUUACUCACAUAUUUAAAAGGAAGUAACGAGAGAUUAGGGGUGGUUUCUCGAUCGAAAGUAAUCUGGGAUCGCUCUGCUUUUGGUUUAUUACGGUUUUUGAUGGAUCUUACCAGGAAACUAACGUUAGCCUCUGCACCAUUCGGAAUCAAAGGUAAAGCCGAUCGUCACUUGGUCACCCGCGUAUACCCGUGUUUCGGGCUGUAUGCGUUUUUUCACGUUGAGUCGUCCUGGUGAUAUUUUCUUUCGCUCUGAUUGGCCACCGUGAUAACUUGGAUUGACUUUGCAAUACUCAGUGAAAGCCCAACCCUGCAAGUAUUCGUUCUACGAAAAUAUUUACCAGUGAUUAUUGCUCUGAAUCAUGCAAUAGAGGUAUUUUGAAACUUAGGGAGAGAAUGUUCGUAGUCUGGUGUUUUAUUGUGGGAAUGUGAAAAAUGUAUCAUUCUCUUUGGAAAGGAAACAAAAGCGGUUAUAUAUUAGUGUUAAAGGGGAAAGGAUUUUCAUCAUGGGACAGAGCGUGUUCGAAAACUACUUAUUAAGCACCUACCCUUCCUCGGGUAUUUUCCUUCGAAGUCUCGCUUGUUUGUUCUUACUUCGUGUGUUUCAACUUCAAACGCUUUAUUGCCUUCAAAGGGUCUUGACAUUUCUAACCAGAUGAUGUUUGUCAGGGGACACACAGACAACAUAGCUCACGUGAAUUAUCCUUAUAAAGAGCUGCUGUUGUGGUCUGUGCUAUGCAAUAUGCGAAAAAUGGCGCUCUUCAUGUGGGAGUGUGGUGAUGAGCAUCUGGCGCGGGCGCUGGUGGCGGGAAAAAUGUUCAACGGCAUGGCCAAGGUUACUGAACGUGAUGACGCAUACGCUGACAUCACUGAUGCACUUAAUGCGCAUGUGGAGUAAGUCUGUCCGCUGAUUGGUUUGUAAUGAUACUAUAGUGUAAUUUACAAUGUUUCCACGAGCGCGCGUUGGAUAUGAGACGAUGAAUGGCCAACGAAGCCCGUAGUGCCGACUUGGCCACAAUAUCCAACAAGCGCCAAUUAAAAACGCCCCAAAAUAUGGAUCAAUCUUCCCAACUUUAUUUUUUAAGAACAAACGUAAUGUUACAAUGCACAAAAAACAUUUCCUUUUUAACUCGUCUUCAUGCGUGCGCAUGUUAUAAUGGCUCAUACCCCAUGAUUCCUAAGCCAACAAAAUAUUGAAUUAAAUUAUCCAAUGAUCCUUUUUUAUUAAAUAAUGUAGAGUAUCGUGCCUCAUACUGGAAAUUUUAUUUUCAGAGGAACGGACAGGCGUGGCUGUACUACUCCUUUUUGGGAGGGGUACAGUCUCUAUCCAUAAGGACUGUUAAGAAAAAUGUUGCUCUCCCAUGUAAAUUAAUGUCAAAGAGUUUAUUCCUAUCAAUUUAUGCUUUCAGAGAAUUCAAACGACUGGCACUGGGUUUGUUAGAUAAAUGUUUUCAAGAAAAUGAAGAGCUUACCCAACAGCUCCUGACAUAUCACCUAGAGAACUGGGGUGGACAAACAUGUCUUUCACUCGCUGUCGCCAUCGAACACGAAGAAUUUCUAGCACAUAGUAGUUGCCAGGCUCUUCUCACUGAUAUAUGGACAGGAGCCAUGAAGAAUACGCACAGGUCUUCUAUCAAGGUAAGGAACUUUGGCUAUGCCCGUGAAAGUUAUCUAUAAAAACAGCGCAUUGCAGGUUGGUACGAUGUCCUCAUCUCUGUUCUGUUGUGCCGUCAGACAAUGCUUGGAAUCCUCAUACCUCCGACGAUAUUUUUGCUGGAAUUCAAAACAAAAAAGGAGCUAUCGUCCAUGCCGGUUACACUGGAAGAACAUGAACAGGAGUUAGCUGAGGAGGGCGAAUGCGAUGAGGUUCAAGACGAUGAAGAAAACCUAAGCUACAGAAGAAGCCGAGCAAUAACGGACGAUGGGAGGGCACUAGAAAUGAGGUAAUGCCAGCUAAGUACCUCUUUUCUUCUGAGUUUGAAACUCCACACCGGCCGUUUUCGACUUUUAUUCCUGAUCGUAGCAUUUAAAGUUAAAGGACGCGCUGCAGACAUAUCUUAACCCACUCAUGGCCAGGGAGCAUGCGCUGGGCCCAGGUUCUUAUGACAGUUGCUAUUUAUCACAUAUUUUUCUUUUACUGUUUCCUAAUGGCUUCAUUGUUGCUCUGCGUGAUAUUUUUUCCGCGAUCAGUCUUUCGUAAAUUUCACCUUUGUGUCUUAAAGCCUGAAAAACGGUUUUUUGUUCGAAGAGUAAGAUUGGAUCGUUGUGAUAGUCGCCGCAGACGCCUACUGAAGACCAAAAUGCAGAUUGAAGCACAAUCUUAUAAUGACUUGAUUUCGUAAAAAGUAAUGAACGCCUAUAUCAAAAAAUAGGUGUUUUUGUUUCACUGUUGCGAUGAAUAAUGGAUAAACCGUUUUUUUCCUUAAACUCCUAGUGUGCUCUCUUCGAAGUCACGUGAGUUGCUCUGGGUAUCCACGUACCAUGAGUGUAGACAAGAGACUCGUUUGGUGAAACUGCAAUGGGCGAGGAAGAUCUUAGAGUUCUACAAAGCACCUGUUACUAAGUUUUGGUCUAACGCGGUAAGCUGCAUCGUGGAGUGGUGAUGGGUAUAAGUAAAAAUUAGGAAACAGAAGGGACAAGCAUGCAUUUCGAGAGGUUUCGCUCCUUCGCAAGUUCGCCCGCUACCAGUUCGCCUCCACCUCGACGAGUUUGCCUACUCAAAUAGAAUCAGUCAGUUGGCACGUAGAUCGAUUUUAACGAUUCUUUUCAGAAAAAUGACUUUGUCGCUAAGAAACAAAAUUAUAUAUAUAUAUAUAUGUAUGUAUGUAUGUAUGUAUGUAUUUUUUAGUAUGUAUGUAUGUAUGUAUGUAUGUAUGUAUGUAUGUAUGUAUGUAUGUAUGUAUGUAUGUAUAUGUAUGUAUGUAUGUAUGUAUGUAUGUAUGUAUAUGUAUGUAUGUAUGUAUAUGUAUGUAUGUAUGUAUAUUUUUUGGGCGGUUGAAGGGGGCACAAAGUCAGGGAACUGUUAAAGAAGGAGGCAAAAUUGUUAGUUGAUGGAGGGUAUAGGUCUUUUUCGCAAUCGUUGCAUGCUAAGUUGUUCGCCAUCAUGAAACUAACACUAAGGCCUGGAUUGGGAGCUUCCCCCUCUGAUCCCUUGCCUUUCUUUAAUGGAAACAAUGACACAGUUAGAACUAUGUUUAUAUUUAAAAUUGAGGCAGUUCUACUCGGCAGUGAUCUUGAUUAUUGCGAAAACGUAAUUCACUCACUGACCGAAGAGUGACACAGAUGAUUGAUUUAUUGAACGACAACGCUACGUUAGCAGUUUGCAAACUUAUGCUCCAUUUUAGUCAUGGCUAAGGGCCCUUUGACGUAUACUUGCCAGUAGUCCGAUUUUUCUGACAGUGAGUUUCGUUCUCUGUACUUUCUUUUCUUUUUUUGCAGUUCGCUUAUAUGGCGUUCUUGAUGCUGUUUAGUUUUGUUAUCCUCGUAAAAGCUGACAAAAUUCCUUCCAUCAGUGAAAUGGUGCUUAUCAUUUUUGUUUGUACACUGUGUACGGAAGAAAUCAGACAGGUAAUUCAAAAACAAGUUGAUAAACAAAGAUCUAAAUAUACUGAUGACCUGAAGUUGAUUCUAUAGAAUUGUACGUUUUCUCAGUUCUGAUCCUUUACGUGGUUAGACAGCAAAUUAACUACCUUGAAUGUAAUUAUCGUGAAAGGUUUGAUUUUCUUGUAUAAAAUGCCCAUAUAUCUUUAUUGAUGUGAAUAAUAAGUGAAACUAAGGUACAAGAUGCAAUCGAUAACAACAAUAGAAUAUAAACAGUUUAUAUGCUCAUGGUGACAACAAACGGUGAAUUCCAGACUGCGAUAAAUGUGCCUCUUCUUCCAUUAACACUGCACCAUUUUUAAACAAACGGCUGAGAGGAAAAGGCAAACUUGGAUGGUGUUAUCUUGAUAUAACACUUAAUUCUCUUAAUUUUAUAGCAACUACAUGGGGAAAUAACUAAUCUGAUCUUUGGAGAUAAAGGGUAUAUAUGUUGAGUAUUUCAUGGUGCUUAAUGAAGAAAAUGGAAACAUCUGAGAAACUUUUUAAGCCUAUACUUUCUUCAUUUUUGUCAGAUACUUCAUUCUGAGCCACCAACAUUUGGAAGCAAAUUAAAAGACUGGGCGUCCAGUAAAUGGAACCUCCUUGAUGGUUUUGCAGUCGUUUCGUUUUUCAUUGGACUUGGGCUCAGGCUUCACCCAACCACACGCAGUGCUGGUCACGUGGUAUACAGCCUCGAUGUGAUGCUAUGGAUUAUUCGCCUAUUGGACAUAUUUUCUGUCAGCAAACACCUCGGACCAUAUGUGGUCAUGAUUGGGAGAAUGGUAAUACCAAAAUAUUAUUCAUAGGUCUUUGUUCAACUUUCCCAUUCAUUUUGGACGAGAAGGGGAUAGCAAUAUAAAUUCUCCAAGAGAGAAGAAUUCGCUUUACCCUGAGCGCAAUAAAAGCCUUGCAUUAAUCAUUCAUCAUAUUUAUCCUUCCUAUUUAUAGACCGUGGAUAUGCUGUACUUCCUCUUGAUCAUGGUGAUAUUCCUCCUGGCUUAUGGAGUCGCCCAACAAGCCAUCUUGUACCCAAACGAGACAGCUUCCUGGUCCAUGGUGUCUAGAGUGUUCUUCAGACCUUACUUCCAGGUUUAUGGGGAGUUGUUUUUUGUGGAUGCACCAGAUACGAGUAAGAAGAUCUGUCUUUAAAAAGAACGAUAAUAACCGAGUAGUGUAGAGCCGUCAGUUAUCCGCACCAUACUAAUUGGUCAGGACGCUUGAUCUUAAUUGCAACAUUUAAAACCUCCUUCUAUUGUCAAUGGUUAAUUCAUAAUGAAAUGUAUUUCUUCAAACGAUCGAGUUUUUCUCAAGAAAAAAAUCUCAAAUUGAUCUCCCUGAGGAGAUUUCCCUACUUAUUCGCAUCUGUAAUAAAAAUUUUUGUCUUUUUGGUUAACACUCGCCGCUCAAAAAGCUAAAAUAUUUAUAACAAAAAGUAACAGCAUCCUAGUGUGGCAAGCAAUUGAUGUAUCAAAUAUUGCAAGAGUUAGACAAGUGUCAAGUUCAUUUAAUGAGGAAGAUAGAUCGCGGAAACAAGAUUUUUGAGAAAGGAUGUUAAAGAUGAGAGUCACAGUCAUCAUUAAGCUAAUUAUUACUCUAUUUAAAAUUUCGUUCUAGUAAGCCCGACAGAGACUGUAUUUGGCACUCCAAGAAAAGAUGAACAUGGCGACACGAUCGUGGUAUUUAUCAUGGCGUUUUAUCUUCUGGUUGCCAAUAUUCUCCUUCUGAAUCUUCUCAUCGCCAUUUUCAAGUACGUGUUGUGGAAUCGUUUUCGUAGACAUUAAUUGUAAACUAAAUAUGUUUAUUUUGCCGCCUAGGGCUAAGACACGUACCAUAUUGGUAUUACAUCUUUAUGGGAAGGAAAUUGUCUUAAAAAAUUGUUUCAUAUAUAAGUUUCUUUCCUGUUCUCGACAGCAACACGUUCUCUAGCGUACAGGCAAACGCAAAUCAGAUUUGGAAGUUUCAGCGGUAUUACUUGGUCAUGGAGUAUUCGCAGAGACCAGUGUUAGUUCCACCUUUCAUCAUCUUUAAUCACGUGAUCCAUGCUCUAAGGGGCUUAUACCACUGGCUGAAAAACUGUCUGGGACGAGGCAAGAGAAACCAGGAAGAGUCUAGUUACGGACUAAGUAUGGCUUCUCUUUGUGAAUGAAAUAAUAUUUUAAUAAACAAAACAGAGAAAAGUUUAAGUACCCCUGUGACGAUUCGAAGCUCAGCCUGUUCUGAUUUCUCACAGCUGAGCUACAGGGAUAUGCUAGGCCGUGUAUUCCAUAAUGUCCUUUAUACUGAAGGGUUAGAAAAAGUCGAAAAGUAUCCUGUGCGAAGAAUGAGAAAGAUGUUUCUCAUCCUCCUGUUUUGAUCUACCAACAGACCUUCAUUUUUAUUCUGGUUUUGUUUCAAUAAAUAUUUUCCUAUGCUAUAACAUUUUUGCUAAAAUGUUUUUUGUCCAGCCUAACAGAGUUUUUGUUCUCUGUGGCAGAGCUUUUCCUAGAAACCAACGAUCUUCAGAAGUUGAUGAUGUUUGAAGAACGAUGUGUGGAUAGCUACCUUAGAGAGAAAGAUACUUUGCUCCACGCCACUCAGGAAGAGCAAAUGAGGGUUAUGGGCGACAGGUACAUUUUAUUACUAGGACUGAUAAAUAAAAGUAAGUUUCUGAUUGUAAGCUUCUUUACUGCAAAUAGUAGGACAGACGGAUGAAGGGACGGACCGAUUGACUGACUGACUGACUGACGGCCAGACUGACUAGCUGUCAUCGGCUGACUGGCUGCUACUUGGCCGACUGUCGUACUGGCGGACUGGUUGAUUGACUGAUAGACUCUCUGAUGACCGGCUGACUGAGUGACAGACUAGUUUGAUGACUGACUAACUGAAUGAUUGAAUGGCUGGUUAACUCGCUGAAUGACUGACUCACUGAUUACCAGACUGACUAAGUUACUGACUGACGAAUUGAUUCGCAUUCCUGCCGGCUGGAUGGCUUACUGACUGGCUGACUGACUGACAGACUGAUCGCUGGUUGACAAACACACUGUCUGACUGAGUUACUGACUGACUGAUUGACGAAUUGACUCGCUGUCAUCAUGGUUGGAUGACUAACUGACCGGCUGACUGACGGACGGACGGACGGACUGACGGACUGACGACUGACGGACUGACGGACUGACGGACUGACGGACUGACGGACUGACGGACUGACGGACUGACGGACUGACGAACCGACAGAAUGACUGACUGGUUGACUGGUCGACCGACUGAAUGACUGGUUAACUGACUGACUGUUUGACUCGCUGAAUGGCUGAGUGACUGUCUCACUGCCCGCUUGUUUGACUAAGUUACUGCCUGACUGAUUUACAACCUGACUCGUUGUCCUUCUAGUUGGCUGACUGACUGACAGACUGGCUAACUGACCGAUUGACUGACUAACUGGCCGACAGACUGACUGAAUGACUGACUAGUUGAUUGGUUGACUGACUGGUCGACAUGACUGACGGACUGAUUGCUUGACUGAACGAAUGACGGACUGACUGACUAACUUGACUGGUGGGUUAAUUUAUUGAUUGACUGUCCAAUCCGAGACUGCAACCAUACUAGCUGUCCGAUUUAGCCGUAGUGUAAGCUACAGACAAUACAAUGUGCCAUGAAACACAUUUCCCAUACAAGGAUCUGUCAUCAAAUUUCAGAAUGGAGGCUAUUUCGAGUCAACUUCAAGAUAUGUACAAAGAUUCCAUUUGUCAGUUUCACAGCGGGAAAAAGUCUGCCGACUCCCUAAGUAAACGCCUUAACAAACUGGAAAAAGGGAUGAACAGAAUUUUAGAGAUACUGGCACCAGAACCAGGGGCAUUGACAAACGACGAGAAUAAUCGUAAUGCGCGGUCCGAGCGAACUGUAUCGUUGUCAGCAGUCGAAAUUGCAGGUAAAAUGUAUUCUGGUCACAUGGACAAUUUGUCGUACAUAAACAACCUAGUUCCCGAGGCCCCUCUCCUUCCCUAUUUGAAGAGAAUAUAUUGAAGUUAGAUAGAUGAAGAGGCUCGUAGGGUGACUUUACUUUAUACCGUACAUUGACCCCAUGGGAUUCAUUACAGGUGUAGGUGGACACAAGCCUCUUUCACAAAGGUUCUCUUAUGACGGACCACGCACGAAUGGCAAGAUUGAGCCGUCCUCCCCUCUGAUGAAAGGUAGGUUUCUCUCGGUUAUUGUAACUUCCCGAUUGUGUUGGAAAUUUUGUUAGAAUGUUGGUGGGUUCUCAAUCAGACAGCCCUACAUAUGUACCUACUCUUAACGCUUAGCCUUUAACAGCUAUACGCGUUGGAUACAUGCAGCGAAAAUCCGUUAUGAGUUCGCAUGCUCCCCAUAAAAGGCAUGUCCAAAGGAAUAAAAGUCUAGAAGUUGCGAUGUAUUUGCUCCUCGUGAUCCAUUAUAAUUGGUAUUUACGAACUCAGUGACUUGUUUAAGGACUUGUGGUAUUCAUACAUGAAAUUGUUUUGAACUCUACAAUCCCCUGCUUUUUCGCCUUAUUAUUACCUGUCAACACAAUGAGAACUGUCACUUCUACUCAAACUUAGACUGCUCAUCUGAAAUUCGAUUCAAACAGAGGGAUUUAAAUUUACUCGACGACGUCUCUCAACUGCUGCCGCACGUGCAAAGAAAGCUCUUAAACAUGAAGCACACGAGAAAGUGACGCACGUGCAUUCGAGACAUUCGCCAUAUCCAAAGAGUAACCAACAGCGAUAUCCUGUGCCGGACUUUCUCGUCGACUGGCAGGUAUGUAAUUGGCUAUGUGAUAAUUAAGGUAAUCAGUUCCUUAACAAGGAUAAACCGUGCCUGUACUUGCAAGACAUUGUAAGGGUUUUUCUCAGAGUUGUGCGAUAAAUGUUUGGUACCUGAGCAAUCGGAAAUAUUGUUACUGUAUGGUAGUAAAGUUUAUUUCAGAGUAGGUGUCAGACUGAAAAAUAAUUUUCAGUGGGAAAAACCGUUAAAAAAGAAAAACCUAUGUGAUUUGUUCUCACCAAGGAUCGAUCUAAUAAUGCGAAGCAAAAAAAGCUAUAGUUCAAACAAGAGUUUUGUGAGAAGACGAGCGCGGAAAUUGGUGCCAUUUUUGAUAAUUAACGCUGUUAAAAAUGGACCUUUAAGCACUGAAGCGAUUUUCCCACGGAAGAAAUCUUUUUGAAAUAUUUCGAAUAAAAUGAGGUCGUUUCAAUUACGUUUACACGUAGACAGAUUCAUGAUUAAGCUUGAAAGAAAUCGAUUUUAUGAACCGAAUUGAACUGGACCGCUUUUGGAGAGACCGUGUCUUCACUGUGCAAAAUUAAAAGCUACUGAAGAAGAGAGAGAUUAGGCUAAAUGAUGUGGGAUAUAACAAGAGGACUUUGGUAGUGUAAUACAGCGCUGCAUAAAAACUAUCAGAUUGCCAGAAAUUCAUUUUCCUUGGGUUUGUAAAUCACAGUUUGUGGUUCUGUUUGCUGAGUGUCCAAAUACAACUUUGGGUUUCUUGAAGAAGAAAGAGGGCGUAGGAAAGAAGAAGAUAACAAUAAUGAAAGUAAAAUUAAAAUGCAACUUCUUUUUUUUUUUUUUUUUUGCUUGUAGGAGUCGUUCCCAGGCUACAAUCCGCCGUUAUAUACCGCACAGGAAGUGGAAGCCAUGCCAGCCUGGGCCGAUCCCGACAUACUAGAGUGAGUAAAAAAAUCUAGCAGGGGUCACAAGAAAAUACAAGAAAUUUACCCAGAAUUCACGACUCCUCUCUCGUAACUCUUUCUAGCAAGCUUGCGCGGACAAAAAACCAACCAAUGAGGUCUAGCAUUUUUGAAUUUUCCAUCUCAAGCUGCUUCACUCUUAAAUGCCCUCAGAGCAACAAAGAAAUAACCACGUGCGAUUUACGCUGCGAUCUGUCUAAUCAAUCUAGUUGCUUUUGCGCUCGUUUUCAUUUUUCUUUACCUAUUGUGGAUAAUGCUUAAUUAUUUGUUUGUAUUUUUAGCCCAAAUGACGCGACUACAGCUAUCUUGUUUAACUUUGAGGACCAAGGAAUCAACAGAAGAAGUCACACAGGACUGAUUGACGUGGUCAAUCGAUUGCCAAGGUGUCUUUCUUAGGCACUUUUGUUUGUUUUUUUGUUUGUUUUUAUGUUUAGAAUUAAAACGAAUCCGAUGAUUGCAGACCAUCAAAUGGUGUAGUUUGCGUGCAGACUCUCGUGAUCAGCGAUUCAGCACGAGCGUUUCUUCGCUACGGGAAAGAAUGAGGCCUGCAAGGGCUGAGAGAUCUUCAAGGGGUCUGGCACCGAGCCAGAUCCACGGAAAACCUUUUCCCGACUCGCCUCGGAGAAACGCGCGCCUUGCAGCUCUAGUAAUGAGGUCCUGCCCGCAAACUACAGAUAAGGACAAUAGCUCUUCUUUCUUUUCGCAUACACCUUACAGACUGGUUUCAUAAAUGAUGAAUAUUCAGUGUUAGUUUUCUUUACUUUUAAGCUAUAUUUUGUUGAAUAGAAAUCCGAUGGGGAGGACAGGCAUCGCAGGACGUGGCUUGUUUGGUCGCUGGGGACCUAACCAUGCAGUUCAUGUUGUUGUUACAAGGUGGGCCGUAUUAAAUCUCUGCCAUUCUGCACCAACUUUUUCCGCUUAUUUCGCCUUGUUGCCCGUCGUUCUGCCCGCGCUAUUGACGGAGUAAAUUACUGACGGAACGAUUUCUGUUUGAAACAAUCAUUGCCAUUUCCAAAGUACAGGUAAAUUUCCAAGUGCUGCACUAAGAUCAGAUUAAAUUCUAAGUUUCGUUAUUCCUCUACCUACUCCCAUUUUCAGAUGGAAGAUCGGUGAAGAUGGUCAAGUCCUACGAAAACAAGAGAAAAAUGUUCUGGAAUUCGUGGCAAAUAAAAACCUAGACAGCUUGGAAUGGGAAUUACCCGGGGUAUGAUUUUCUUAAACUUACGAUAACACGUACGCGCAAUGUAUAUUUUGGAGUCAAAAGUAUUCCGCCAUUGCAUUCAUACUUAAUUUCUACAUAUUCCUAUUGGUCACCAAAACCAAGCCUCUUUCUCAACCAAUCAAAUGAAAAAUUAAAACCAAUAGCGAUCUGGUCAACAGGGUUUUCCCGCGCUUUACAUGCUGUCUACAUUUGUUUACUUCGUCUACUCAUUGGCCCCCUGUUAUGGUAUUUCUCGAAUAGUGGGCAGCUUUUCUUUCUCUUUCUUCGCCUCUCUCCAGCUUUUUUUCAAUUCCUACAUCAUUUUAAUCGUAUUGGAUUGCCUAACAUUUUCAGGAACUGUUGGAAGCUGGCGACUCAGCGUUGCGCACUUUGAAAAAGAUUUUUACCAACAAAAUUCUUGCGAGUGUCAAGUCUGAUAUCAAAGAGGGAAAGGAAAACUUGGACAAAUGUAUAGAUACGAUAGUUCAAAAUGCUGCCGAGGUAUGCUUCAUUAUGCGACGGUCUUUAAGGGGUAUUAACUUUAGCUUCCUUAAUAUAAUGUAUCAUCAAAUUUGCAAUAGAAAAACAAAGGUUGCUGCUAGUUUUCAAUAAUUGAUCUCAAGUCGUUUUCUCACAGUUGACAAAGUACCCUGACACUUUUCAAGUUCUGGAAAUGUGUUGACAUCAAGACGGGGCAAAUAAAUGUGUCAAACAUUUUAAUGAGGAUGACGAAAACCAACUGUGUUUAAUCCUUUAACUCCUAAGAGUGACUGGCUUCUAAUUUCUCCUUACAGUAUCACCCUUAAAUCAAAUAUAUAUAGGUCAUGAGAAUAAAGGAAAUGAUCACAAAUUCAAGAAACGUCUGAUUGUCUAUCAAAUUCUCCCCAUCAGUACCAUAAGAAAUGUAACAAGAACAGUGUGGAGAAUAACAAUAUCAAUGUAAGGGUGUGAAACGUUAAUCUAAAAAGAACGUGAAACAUGAAUGCAGCACACCUCAGCAAGAGGGCAUCAUGUGCUGUCUUGACUUCAAUUUAAGUGUUAUUGGCUUUUGCAAUGAAAAAAGAUACCAGUAUUGAUAUAAAACCCAUAAUCCAUUGGAGUGAUUGCCUUGUGCUUCUGUCCCCAUUUCAUUCCUUGCCAGGGUAUGGAAAGACAAUUUAACGAUUGAACUAUCAAUUGAAGAGCUUGAUUAUCGAAGAUCUUGCGAAAUACGUUUUUCUUUGGGUGCCUUGACUCGCCUCAUCUGGCGCACAAAAAUAAAUGGGUCGGCUUUGAUGUGACUAAUAUUACCACCCUUAACUUCAGUUUUCUAACAGCACAUGGAAUAUCUUUUGUCAUAUCACUUAUUAUCACUUUGGUCAACCCGUGAAAUUGUAGGUCUACAGAGGAUACGUCGAUGACGUCAAAAAUACAGAUAACGCUUGGUUGGAAACAACGGCAAUGCAUUUCCAUGACAACAAGAGGGAAAUGCUGGGUGACAUCGAAUUUGAGGUAUAUGCAAAUGAUACAAGACUGAUCGAACAGGCCCUUCAGUCUUUUUCGAAUAGGUUUCAUUCUACCGCUUGGCCUUAAAGUAAGGAAGAGACGACUUAUCGAUUCUUACAAUUUAUUACUUAAAAGAGAGAGUCAAAGAUUCACGAUAACAACUCUAAUUUUGUUUUUGUAAUAUUUGCACUCAUCUUUUAGGUUGAAUCCAGUAUAUGCUGGCAAGAGGUCAGCAGUCACACUAACAUUCACGACAGUCAUGUGCAUGUUUUGAGCAGAGUGGCCGCGUUGGGAAUGGCAAAUUUUUAAACAUUGGAACUGGUUGUCUGGUUGAGGAUUGCAAAGGAUGAUAUAUUUUAUUAGGAAAGUGUAGCCGUAGAUUGUAGGGAACCAUCCAUGGCCAUCGAACUAUGGCUAGCUUUGGCCAUUUUUUCAGUGCAGAGAGAAAAUGGAGACCAUUUGAUGAUUGUAAACGAAGAUAAAUACCAAACAGAAGAGUUCGAGUGACCUGUAUAGAAAACUAAGUUAUACUACUCCACGAUAGGAUCUUAAUUUUUCUGUUACUAUUCUUUAUCUCAUCGCCAGUGACAAUGACAAAGUAGAAGAAUUUAUUAGUCUCAUUGAAAAAAUAAAAAGAGUUUAGCUUGAGAUUCUAACCUCAAAGCAUACUCGGCCUAC